CUCCUCAGUCCUAGCAAAAUGGCGACGGUUGAUGACUGCGAUGUGACCAUGGAUCCUGAAAUGGAAAUACUCAGCGACGAGGAAAUGGAGAGGUUCGUUGUGGAAAAUGUAUAACAAAUGUUACACAUUAGAUUUAAGAGUGUUCUCGUGCCAUUGUCAUGUUAUUAUAAUAUUGGUCUGGCUAGUGUUGGUUUGCUUUUGCUUUGAGUCACACGGGAAGUAGGCCUUGCUAACCGGUUAGCUAACUAAUGUUAGCUAUUUUUCUCUUUUUGAAAAAUCCAUACGAACAAAGAUAAAGUGGACUUUAUCUGUUGUGUUAAUGUUACCUAGCCAACAAAGUUAGUCACAGUUUGUGACAGUUUGCAUCGACGUGUGUUAUGGCUAGCUAACGUUAGCUUGCUAAAGUACUAGCUAGUUGGCUAACUAACGUUAGCUAAGUAGCUAGCUAUUUGGGUCGCAAAGCCUAUUGUUUUUGUUCUAUAAUUUUAUACAAAUGUAUUUAGCUAACUAGUUAUUUCGCUAGCUAACGUAGAUAACUGUUGUUAGUACUAUUGCCAUGUACCCACGCACGAGCCAGAAAAGUCCCCAAAGUCUAGCCCCACUCCGCCCACUGAUUGUCCUCGCAGUGACGUUAUAUGACCUGAACGAUUUAGCAACAGCUGUAAGUUAGGCUUUGCAUGAGGUAACUUACUAUUGUCUGACAUGGUCUUGUUAGUAUGCCUGAAGGGUGAUCAACUUUUAUUUACUGUAAUGUUAUCCGAGGUUGUCAACUAGGCCUAGCUAGACGAGGUUGUCAACUAGGCCUAGCCAGAUCCAUAUAUUAAUGACUCUGAGCCUAGCUAAUGUAUGCCCACCCCUAGUAUUUAUGUCAUAACUUUCCUCUUGGCAACAGUGGGGGCCACAAGUUAAACAACCAACUAAUUUGUUAUGAUCAGGUCAUACAGGGGUAACUGCCUUGUUUCCUCAAGAACAUGAAACAUUACAAGGGCAAGGCAUUGACUUGGAAAAUUGCAUUUAUUUUCAAUUUUGUUUAUUUGUCUGCUUUCUUGCUCUGAUUGUGAUCUGAACUGAAACAUUGCGAAGCUUCCAAAAAAAGCUAUGGCAGUUGCCCUCUCCCUGGCUUGUCUUGCCAUGUGCUCCCUGGUGAUCUGCCUCUGUGUAUUUCCCACUGAGCUCAGAUAGCUGCUCUGUUUGUGAGCUCUACCCAUAAAAUACCCACGUGGCCACUACCUCUCGGGUCCUCUAUUUCCAUUGGAUGAGACCCCUCACUGCCUGCUGGUAUGGCUCUUUCUAUGUUUAGAUGAUUUUGCACAGCUCCUUCCCCCUCCUCUCCCACCAGCAAACCAAGGUUAACUCUUCCAGCAUACAUGUUUGGAAACUGCAAUAGCAGUGUUCAGGAAGCAAUCUGAUAGGCUAUAUCCUAGACCUAGAUUAGCCCUGGUCUACCACCAGAGUGAAUUAUGAUUUAAAGAAGACCUUUCAUCCUAUUAUUGUCAGUUGUGUUUUGCUUGUCAGCGGUUACGUAUAAUAUGCAGUAUCAUGUAAUAACCUACCUCCUUGCAGUCUGCGAUACGGGCUGGGAUGAAGUCAUUGAUUACUCGCCAAUGCACCUCGAGGUUUUCCUCUAAGUCCCUUUUCACAUUUACUUGGUCUAUUUUGUUUCUCUGUGGAUGAUACAGUACGCCCUGUUAGUGAUGGGCAUUUGACCUUUUUUGACUGUUCGAGAACGCACGUGAUAUUUUUCUGAGUACAGUAAUCAUAAUUGCUACAUUUGCCUCAUUAUUCAGUCAAUAAAAUAAAAAAACAAGUGCCAUUUAAGAAGUAUUUAUUGAAACUGUAAUAUCAACUGGUUAUAUUAUAUCGUGGAACUCAAUCUUCAAAAAGGUAGUAACCUCAGCUCUGUGGUGCUUGCGUGUAGAAGCCUAUGGCUGUGCAAUGGCAUAGCCUUGUUUUGUUAAUUUAGAAGACAAGACGCUAUUAUUUUCUGAGCCCUUAUCACAGUGAAGACACCUAUUUUAUAGUAAAAAAACAUUAUGUAAUAUAACAGAAUAAAAUGGAACAGAAUAGUGCAAAGUGAUUUGCAUCUUGCAUCUGGAACCGUUAUUCUCAGUAAUAAUUUGACACAGGGUGCAAUUUGGCAAGUUGAAAAACAUUUUUCAGAGUUACAAAACAAAAUCGUUCUACUUUUAGUUUAUUAUGCCUGUUCCUUGGAAUUUUCCAAAUGGAUUAACAAUGCUACGUUGAACACUGCAUGGGGAUGAAUUUUGGCCAUGGCAUCUGUUUGGUGAGUAGGCCUAGGCUUAAUGAUUCUGAUUAAAAUAUGCUCUUUGUCUUAAUCAAACUAAUGUUUUAGCAUAUUUUCAGUGUGGAACCUUUCUAUGUUUAGGGGGGGUAAUAGCCUAGCCUAACCACUUCUAAUUGCAAAGUAGGGUCAUCACUAACGUUAGUUACCACAGCCACAAAGUCAUAAACCCUGCCAGAUUUUUAGGGAGUCGAUCAGCUUUAAUAUUGCAGAUUGUAGCUUCCAUCAAUGUAAUUAUCUGCAACAUUUCCAAUCCCCCAUAUUUAAAAAAAUAUAUAUAUAUAUUUUACUUUAUUUUCACCUAACCCUACCACCCCUCCCCUAAUUGGAGUAAACUAAUGGAAAACAACACUUGGGCUUCUACUUCCAGCUUGCACAUACUAUAUACACUACUGUUAAAAAAUUGAUCAGAAAUAAAAUGUAGACAUUGUUAAUGUUGUAAAUGGCUAUUGUAGCUGGAAAAGGCAGAUUUUUAAUGGAAUAUCUACAUAGGCGUACAGAGGCCCAUUAUCAGCAACCAUCAGUCCUGUUCCAAUGGCACGUUGUCUUUGCUAAUCCAAGUUGAUCAUUUUAAAAGGCUAAUUGAUCAUUAGAAAACCCUUUUUCAAUUGUUAGCACAGCUGAAAACUGUUGUGCUGGUCCUCUGUAGCUCAGCUGGUAGAGCACGGCGCUUGUAACGCCAAGGUUGUGGGUUCGAUCCCCGGGACCACCCAUACACAAAUAAAUGUAUGCAUGCAUGACUGUAAGUCGCUUUGGAUAAAAGCGUCUGCUAAAUGGCAUAUUAUAUUAUUUAAAGAAUCAAUAAAACUGGCCUUCUUGAGACUAGUUGAGUAUCUGGAGCAUCAGCAAUUGUGGGUUCGAUUACAGGCUCAAAAUGGCCAGAAACAAAUAACUUUCUUCUGAAACUCAUCAGUCUAUUCUUGUUCUGAGAAAUGAAGGCUAUUCCAUGUGAGAAAUUGCCAAGAAACUGAAGAUCUUGUACAAUGCUGUGUACUACUCCCUUCACAGAACAGCGCAAACUGGCUCUAACCAGAAUAGAAAGACAGGCCAAUAAAAGUAAAAGAUUAAGAUGGGCAGUCUGAGAUAUGGCUUUUUCUUUGCAACUCUGCCUAGAAGGUCAGCAUCCCGGAGUCGCCUCUUCACUGUUGACGUUGAGACUGGUGUUUUGCAGGUACUAUUUAAUGAAGCUGCCAGUUGAGGACCUGUGAGGCGCCUGUUUCUCAAACUAGACACUAAUGUAUUUGUCCUCUUGCUCAGUUGUGCACCGGGGCCUCCCACUCCUCUUUCUAUUCUGGUUAGAGCCGGUUUGCGCUGUUCUGUUAAGGGAGUAGUACACAGCGUUGUACGAGAUCUUCAGUUUCUUGGCAAUUUCUAAGUUUUGAAUCCGACAUCGUUUUGCGUAUCAGUUCAUACACCAUGUGCCAUGUAAUUGGUACAUCGCAAAUCUCUUCCCAACUAUUUUGCUAUCUAUUAUGGCACAGCUGUAAAUUUUUGGGUCCUUAAGUGAAACUGGUAUACUUUUUUAUUUAUCGCAAUUUUAGGUGUUUAAUGCAGGGCCGAAAGACACGUUCCUUACUUUUUCCCCCUUCCACUUGCCUCUUCCGUUUUUGCGGUAAUGCUGCAAUUAGUUGGUUGUAAUUUUGGUUAGAGCAGACAUUUCAUAUAUUUUUGCCAGCUGCAUGUGUGACAACUCCACCAGUCCUAUUUAUGAUGUAAUUGACAUAAAUUUGCCAUUUUUUAAAACUCAAUUAGUAUAUUUGAGUUUAACCAUUAAUAUAUGUUCUGUCUUUUCUGGUGGAUUAAACUGAAAUUGCAACCAACUUUCUAUGGCUUGUUUUGAUAAUAAAUUAGAUUAUUUCAUUUUCAAAUAACUGAAAGUGAGAAUAAAGGGAAAAGGCCACACUGUUAACGGUAUGCCUAACUGUUAAGACCAAAUAGCUCAUUUGUAUUUUUAUGAUAUAGCCAAUUUUGACUUUGUGGCUGUGACAAAGUAGCCUAAGCGGGAAAUGAUGCAAUUAUUCCAAAACACGUGUGUAGAGGGAGCGGUCGGAACGCAAUUGAGUGAGCGAGACACGGAGGGGAAAGGGAAUUUAGGGAGCAGAACUGUGUGAUGCUUGGCUUGGUAAACAUUUUUGUUGUACAAAUGGAACACUAGAGUCAAAGCAAAUUAACGUUGUCUUCAAGACGAAAUUGACCAAAUAGUUCUACAGUAUUUUAAUUUUUUUUUAUCUCUGGUUAAAGAUCGAGUUUUGAUGUCAGUUUGAGAACUCGAUUAGUCAUGCCCAUCCCUACACCCUGUCAUUAUGCAAUUUCACUCUGAACUCUCUCUUGGGUAAUGCCUCAUUCUCAAGCUCUUUCUUUGUCUUUUAUUUCUCUGUGUGUCAUCCAGGGAAGCGGAGAGCUUCAAGGAGCAAGGUAAUGCCUACUACAUCAAGAAGGAUUACUCUGAAGCAUUCAUCUACUACACCAAGGCCAUAGGUAAGGAUUCCAUCAGUGAUAUCAACUGCAAAGGAUAUCUUCUUUAUAGAGAGGGGGAACAUGUUUGUUUUCUGUGGGUGAGAGGAUAAUCUAUUCUUGUUAACGAUGGUGAGUGAUUUUUCACUGUGUUCUCGACAGACAUGUGUCCUAAGAAUGCCAGUUACUAUGGAAACCGGGCGGCCACGCUGAUGAUGCUGAGCCGGCACAGAGAGGCGCUGGAGGACUCCCAGCAGGCAGUGCGGCUCGACGACACUUUCAUGAAGGUAGGGUCAACCACCAGACGUAGCACCACCUUGAGUAGCAAGCCUUGAAUACCCAGCCUGUACCUAGGCAGACAAGUUAGUCAGACCUUCCGUUUUGUCUCAUCUCAUAAUACAAGAAUACAUUUGGCAGUUGGAUGAGUACAACAGUAAGGUAAUGGAAAGAUCUGAGUCAUGGUUUUUGGGUGGGUCUCCUCCCUCUCCCUGCCUGUGUCAGUGUUCCAGCCUGUUAACUGUGAGUCAACUUUCCCAAAGGGUCAUCUACGGGAGGGGAAGUGCCACUUGUCCCUGGGCAACGCCAUGGCAGCCAGCCGCUGUUUCCACAGGGUUCUAGAACUGGAGCCUGACAACAGCCAGGCACAGCAGGAGGUGGGUCAGACAGACACAGUCUCAGUCUGGCAGACUAGGUCCUAACAGCAAUGCAUUGUAAAGAGCUAAUUGCUUUACAGUAAUUGAAAUCCUUUGUUAACUGUGACAGAUAUUCCAUGAGUUUUGCUUAGAAUGAGGAAAACAUCAGGCAGCAGCUUCCUUAUAUAAAAGCAUAAGUUUGACUUAUGUUUGGAUCUAUUUCCAGGUAAAGAAUGCAGAUUCUGUCCUGGAGUAUGAAAAGAUGGCUGAAAUAGGAUUUGAAAAGCGUGACUUCAGGAUGGUAGGCUCUUGGCUGCAUGUUGUCUUUUAUCAAACAAAUUGUUAUCCUUAUUUGGGGGAAUGGGCAGAUUGGUGCUAGAUUUGAUAUGACAGUGUUUCUCUCUCUGGACUGUGCAGGUUGUGUUCUGCAUGGACCGUGCCCUGGAGUCAGCCUCAGCCUGCCAUCGGUUCAAGGUGCUGAAAGCAGAGUGUCUGGCCAUGCUGGGGCGCUACCCAGAGGCCCAGUCGGUAGCCAGGUAUACAAGACAUUGUUGGAACCUGGAAAACCAUUCAAUAAAGGCAAUUUCCCUAGCUGAUGCACACCAUUGGAAAUGCAUGUUGUCAUAUAAGACUUGUUUCUUUAUCUUCCUCUCUCAGUGAUAUCCUGCGGAUGGACUCUACUAAUGGCGAUGCCCUGUACGUCCGUGGUCUCUGUCUGUACUAUGAGGACUGUAUUGACAAGGCCGUCCAGUUCUUUGUCCAGGCCCUGCGCAUGGCCCCUGACCAUGAGAAGGCUCGCCUGGCCUGCAGAGUGAGUCCUCCAUCCACCUUCCACCAGGACUCUAGCCCUGCAAUUAGACUCAACUAACCUGCCCAAUAAUGAUGCUAAUGUGGAGUAAUUGCCUCCAUCCUUUCCUUUGUAAGAGGAAGCCACAGAACACUAUAACCAAUUCUGUCUCCACUACUGGCUUGCUGACACAUUAAGUUUGCAGAGGUUGCUAAGUGCUGUCUCUUUUCCACCCAGAAUGCCAAAGCACUCAAAGCCAAGAAGGAGGAUGGGAACAAGGCCUUCAAGGAUGGGAACUAUGAUGCGGCCUACGAGCUGUACUCUGAGGCCCUGACCAUAGACCCCAACAACAUCAAAACCAAUGCUAAGCUCUUCUGUAACAGGGGCACCGUGGGAUCUAAGGUGAGGCUCAAACACACAGCACCAGGAGGAGAACCCCUCUUAUCUGACAUACCUUGUUAUCUUGUCUUAUGCAGCCACAGUGUUUCUGCCAUCUUGGUCCCCAGUUCCCUUCGGCCAAAUAUUAUCUUAGAUCGUCUUCAUUAAAAGGCUCUCUGUAAGCUUGCAAAUGAGGUAUUGCUGUGUUUGAUUAUACUGUGGUUGUUUGGCCUUUUCAGCCAGGCAGCUGAUAUUUGAUACCUGUAGGGCCCUAUAAAAUCAGCAUUUUUUUCUUGCCUUAUUCCGUCGUUUUCCAAAAUUCAGUUUUUCCAGGGUUCAGUUUUUGCUCUCCAAAUCACUUUAUAUAUAGAUAUAGAUAGAUAGAUAGAUAGAUAUAAUAUUAUUUUCAGGAGACUACUUUUGAGGUCUGGGAAAAAUCUAAGAAAUUUAGAUUUUUGGGUGUAGUUACCCUUUAAUUCAACUGUGCACAAGUUAGGGACUCAUGUGAUUGCAGAGUAUGCUAAACAAAUGGCUACUGGAUUGCUGCAAAUAAUCCAUUAUAUCAUUCUGCCAGGUAGGCUGGCAUAAGCUACUUUGUAGUAAAUGUUUAAUUGAAGGUUUUUGGGAAAGCCUUUCCAUCUACCAGAAGAUCAUCGCUAACGGCUACACAGUGGUAGACAAACACGCACAUACAGACGGGCAUUCCUGUGCCGUGGCCGAUUUAAGAAAGUUGAAAUAAAAUCAGAAUCACCUGAUGCAUGUUUUAUAAUAAUCUUGGACAAAUUAAUGCAUUUUCUAUUAAGUUCAAUAUAUUUUAGAAUGUUGUUGAAUUCUGUUUUAAUGUCUGGAUUCCGUGAUUCCAUCCGCAACACAUAUUUUAUAGGGCCUUCUAUCUGUAUAACUCUGCUCAAAAUGUCUCCUGGCAGCAUGUAGCUUGUGAGAUUGUAAAUCCUCCAGGAAGUCACUCAUAUGGACCAAUGUAGCGCUACUGUAUUGGCUGUGAAGGUGGCCUUCUGCAUGGGCAUUUGCAUUCUCUCUCUCUCACACGUGCACACACACUCUCCAAUGCACAGAUGCCUGCCUCACACUCACACACCUCUCAUUCAGUGAGGCCCCUCUUACUGUGUAUUUUUAGCAGUGCUCUGCACUUUGCUUCAUUUUCUCUAUCUAUUACUAGGCCAGCAUCUCUCCUCUUUUUUUUCCCUCUUUUUUUUCUGUCACACGCUACCUUACACAUUCCCCAGUCCCCUUACUCUUUUCUCUUUUAUUUCCGUUUUUUUUCCUUUCAAAGCUGAAAAAAAUAGACCAGGCCAUUGAAGACUGCACAAAGGCAAUUAAGCUGGAUGAGACCUACAUCAAGGCCUAUUUACGGAGAGCGCAGUGGUACGUCAAUCAACCUUAGUUUCCUAACAAUAUGUUCAUAGUGGUUAUUUGAGCAUGCAAGAAUAUGUAAGAUAAAUAGUUUAUUAUAUGGAGAUUAAUUUGAUUGGAUAUGCUUAUGAUCCCUAAAGCUUGUUUCUAUAUCUCUGUGUGUUCAGUUACUUGGACAAGGAGGAGUACGAUGAGGCUGUGAGGGAUUAUGAGAAGGUCUACCAGACGGAGAAAACAAAAGGUAUGUCUGUGUCUCAUUAGUGUGACUCAACCACCCCUCUCUCCAUCCCAGCAACCACACUACCUCUCUGUCUGGGUCCUGUUGCUUCACACUCCUGUUUCCCCCCACACCCUGUUAUGACACAAUGUCUGAGGUGUUUGUCUCUGAGGGCUGGAAUUAGAGUAUAGCUCCUCCUGCUGCUACGGUGCCCAAACUGCUCUUGGUUAUUAAUACUAUCGGUGUCGUCUCACUCUGAACUCCUUUCCUUAGAACACAAGCACCUCUUGAAGAAUGCACAGUUGGAGCUGAAGAAGAGCAAGCGGAAAGAUUACUACAAGGUGCUGGGAGUGGACAAGAACGCCACAGAGGACGAGAUCAAGAAGGCUUAUCGCAAACGGGCCCUCAUGCACCAUCCAGGUAGCUAAGAGAGCCCAUCUCUGUUCAACUAUCCAGUCUAUUUUACUGUUAUAAUAUAAGCAAUAUGUCAGGAGGUGUAUUUCAAUGCAAAGGGAAAACAAAACAUUUAACUCAGUCUCUCUGUGCUCCUGUACUUUUCUUCUCUAAUUUCCCCUGACUGAUGGCCCUGGUCGCUCUCUCUCGCUCUCUCUCUCGCGUGCUCUCUCACUCUCUCUCACUCUCUCUCGCUCUCAGACCGUCACAGCUCGGCCAGUGCUGAGGUUCAGAAGGAAGAGGAGAAGAAGUUUAAGGAGGUGGGCGAGGCAUUCACCGUGCUGUCUGACCCUAAGAAGAAAUCCCGCUAUGACAGUGGUCACGAUCUGGAGGACGACACAGGCAACAUGGGAGGUGAGGACUGGAGAUGAGCAGGGGAACCCCUUUCAAGGGAGGGCGUGGGGAGGAUGGAAAGUAGAGGGGCUGCUUUAGGGACAUUUCCGAGAUUUUUUAAAAUCCUAGGCUGUUUUAAAGCUGUAAUCCGUUAUUGGAUGAAACUACCACGUCAGUUUGUGAAAUUACCACAACAAAGAAGUUACAUCAAACGCAUCAGUUCACGCACGAUAGAGCAGAAUAUCUACUGCGAUGUAUUAUUAUUUUACCACGAUGCUGGCUGCUCCUCUGCUCUGUUUCAUCAACAAAACAACAACAAAGGUGCUGGGGUGAAAAUUAUUUCAGCUUUAACAGGUGCUAAAUUACUCUCACUAUUACUUGACUUGACUUGAUUAAAACACCAACUGGGUUCAGACAUUUUAUAUUUCAGAGCUGUAAACGGGUGUUUACCACAUUCAUUUUACAGUUAGUUUUGUGAGAUUGUACUGGCUGUUUCCCUCAGUUGUGAUGUUGAUCCUCAUGUGUUUCUGUCCCCAGCAGAUUUUGAUGCCAACAACAUUUUCAAGGCUUUCUUUGGUGGUGGAGGCGGCCAGGGCUAUAGUUUCGAAGCUAAUCAAUGUAUGUAUACAAACAGCUGUAGGAAACAACAGUACUUUUUCAACUUUUUAUGAUUUAACAAAUAAUAAAUUCAGCAUAUUUCAGAUUCUGUUUAACAAUUGACACUUUUUUUGUUUAAUGUUGCAGCAUCCGGACCAGGAAAUUUUUUCUUCCAGUUUGGUUAAUUGGAGGAUAAAAGUACUUAUACAGUAGCUCAAUCAUGGACUCUAUUCAAAUGGAUUCACCCCCCCAACUCCACCCUCAUUUUAAUUUGUCUGGCUGUUUCUCAGUUGGCCUCUGUCAUUACCUGAACGAAUAACGCUAUCAAAUCACAUCAUGCAACAAACAAAUGACUCAAGGAUCCAUAGAAGACUAAUACUAUUUGGAUAUUUGAUUUAAUUUUGUCAAACAAUAAAAACACUGAAAUUCGAUUUGUAUAAAAAGAACGUUGGCCCAUAAAAGUAUGAAUCAUAAUGGAACUUUGAAACAGGACUGUGCAGAUAUCUGGCCUUCUGAAGGCUCAGGCCAAGAUGUGACUUCAAGAUGGGGAAAUCUGAGAAAACCCUGGGGACCUACAAACCUCCUUUAUCCGCCUACACUUGACCUACUGUCCAAGCAGUAUUCAAAGCAUGCAUAUCUUGCCCAGUAUUUAAUGGUGCAAAAUACCAUGGGCAACUGAACAACUUGCAUGUUGUGGGCAGCCUACUUCUAUACCCAACAACCAAAAGAUGACUUAGCAGCUGUGGAUGAUUGCUUAAUGAAAGUGGUCUCCAUUUCAUCAUGUUAUAUGAACAGUUAAACUCGCAUUUUAUUUUCCAUAACAGCCUGGGGUAAAUAGAGUUACAUCCAUAAACUACUGCUUAAGUACAGUCAGAAGAUGACUAUAGAUGGCUGUGCUGGUGUACUAUGCCAGG
Coregonus sp. 'balchen' is the source of this 10438-nucleotide messenger RNA. The record is from the annotation of a GenBank genome assembly. Lineage: Eukaryota; Metazoa; Chordata; Actinopteri; Salmoniformes; Salmonidae.